Molecule: messenger RNA, 1458 nt
Organism: Cherax quadricarinatus
Lineage: Eukaryota; Metazoa; Arthropoda; Malacostraca; Decapoda; Parastacidae
Source: RefSeq, a predicted model, not a curated record
GUAUGUAUGCAGGUGCGGGAGGUGAUGGAGCUGACGGUGCGGGGUGAGGUUGAACCCAGCGCCAGCAGUGGCUACGUCAGCAUCCUGAAGGAGGAGGCUGCCCUCUCCCGCUCCUGUCUUCCCAUCGUACAGGACCUCGUCAUGUUCGCCGUCCAGGGAGGUUGCUACGAUGCCAGGAUCCGGGUGCUCAUAAUGCACGUCACUUGCCUUCUGCAUGUGAAUGUUGACCUACUGGAGAUGUAUGAAGAGUCAGUGUUGGAGUACCUUACCAUGGAGCAGAACCCCAUCACUGAGGAGGAAGAAAAAGAAAUGGCCAAGCGUGAGCGCUACAAGAAGAUCAAGCGUUACACUGCUAUUGGUUUAGCUACCCUGGGUGGUGGUGCUGUUCUGGGUCUCACAGGUGGACUGGCAGCCCCGUUUAUUGGUGCUGGUCUUGGAACAAUUAUUGGGGCAGGUGGUGCUGCAGCCCUAUCAUCAACUGCAGGAGUGGCAGUGGUAGGAUCAAUGUUUGGAGCAGCAGGUGCUGGCCUUACAGGAUUUAAGAUGAAGAAGCGUGUUGGAGACAUAGAAGAGUUUGCUUUCGACUAUCUUACUUACGGAAAUCACUUACACAUUACUAUUGCUAUAUCUGGAUGGCUAACAAAGGAAGGUAUUCAAGAGUUUAAUCAACCAUGGAAAAUUUUGUUUCAUUCCAGAGAGCAGUAUUGUUUGCGCUACGAGUCCCAGUACCUACGAGAACUUGGGCAAGCUAUGGACUACCUCCUUCAAUUUGCACUCUCCAUGGCUGUCCAGGAGACACUAAAAUAUACCAUUUUAGCAGGUAUUAUCUCUGCAAUCACUUGGCCAUCAUCUCUUUUGACCCUGGCAUCUGUGAUUGACAAUCCUUGGGGUGUGUGUUGUCGGAGGUCAGCUGAGGUUGGCAAACAACUGGCCGAGGUGCUGUCGCAGAGGCAGCAUGGCAAGCGACCAGUCACACUCAUUGGAUUUUCAUUAGGAGCACGAGUUAUUUAUUAUUGUCUCCAGGAACUUAGCCAUCGUAAAGGUAGUGCAGGCAUUAUUCAAGACGCCAUACUCCUCGGUGCUCCAGUACCUGGAUAUGCCAAAGAAUGGCAAACAUUUAGUAAGAUUAUGGUCUCAGACGUAAACAUUAAUGGAUAGUCGGGAGAUUGGCUUCUACGGUUUUUAUGUUCAUCAUCAGGAAGUCUUGUAUAGCUGGCCCUGAUGCGAGUGACGGGCAAGACGGAGAUGUUUAAUUUUGACCUCUCUGAUAUUGUUACUGGUCACAUGGAUUAUGCCAACAAGAUGGAUACAAUUCUCCGUCUUUUGGGUAUUCGAACGCGAGAUCCCGCCAUUGACCUAGAUCCAAGAAUUAAAAAGAGUGCAUCAGACUAUCCUGGUUUUAUGUCAAUGCAUGGAAAAAUGGUGAGUAAUAAGGUAGAGUAUAUAGUAAAGUUCUAG